Messenger RNA from Pantherophis guttatus, 3475 nucleotides. The record is from RefSeq and is a predicted model, not a curated record. NCBI's taxonomy places the organism in Eukaryota, Metazoa, Chordata, Lepidosauria, Squamata, Colubridae.
UCCUGCGCUCCGCUUCUCAUCCCGGGCAUCUCGGUCGGAGAAGCUGCUGGGCAAAAGCGGAGCCACGCCGGAGUGAAGCCGUUUUCGCAGCCGGCCGGGCCAGCGAGCGAGCGAAUCCCAGGUCGGAGAUCCGUGCCCCGUGGGCUGUGGGUGAACCCACGCGUGUUCCUCCUCCUUCUGCAAAUCCCUGCCUUUUCAUUUAGACUCGAUCCGGUGGCUUUUUUUGGGGCAGACCAUAAUAUUUAGGACGAUGACGUCUGCCUUGAUCAGAAACGGAAACAUGGUCUCUGUCCCGGAAAUCCUGAUCGGCACUGCUGUUUUCUGCCUGCUGCUGCUUCUCCUCAAAAUCCGGCAACGGAUCCCAGCGGGGUUAAGGAAGCUCCGAGGGCCGAGAGGGUAUCCCUUUAUCGGAAACAUCUUUGACCUCGGGAAAAACCCUCACCUGGCUUUGACCCGGCUGAGCCAGAAGUAUGGAGACGUCAUGCUCAUUCAUCUUGGCUCAAGGCCGGUGGUGGUGUUGAGUGGGUUGGAAACCAUCAAGCAAGCUCUAGUGAAGCAAGGGAGCGAUUUUGCGGGACGUCCCGAUCUCUACAGCUUCAAGUUCAUCGGUGAUGGCCAGACCUUCACCUUCGGUAGGAAUUCCGAGGAAAGUUGGCGCGUUCGCCGAAAGCUGGCUCAGAACGCUCUCAAGACCUUUGGGGGCUCAACCAGCCCAAACUCCUCGACUUGCCUGCUGGAGGAACACGUCUCCAAGGAAGCAGAGUACCUGGUCAUGAAAUUCCAGGAUCUGAUGAAAGAGAAGGAGAGUUUUGAGCCCUUCCAGUACGUGGUCAUCUCCGUCGUCAAUGUCAUCUGUGCCAUGUGUUUCGGGAAGCGUUACGACCACGAGGAUCAAGAACUUCUGAAGAUAGUGGACAUCAACAAUGAUUUCGGGCUGGUGGCCGCCUCUGGAAAUCCGGCGGAUUUCUUCCCAAUCCUCCGAUAUCUUCCCAACCGCAGCAUGGAAGUCUUCAAAGAUCUCAACCGGAGAUUCAACGUGCUGAUGCGGAAGCUGGUGGAAGAACAUUACCAGGGCUUUGACAAGAAUAACAUCCGAGAUAUCACGGACUCCCUCAUCAGCUUCUGCCAGGAUAAAAAAACGAACUUAAAUGCCAACGAUGCUCUAAAGGACCAGAACAUUGUUGGUAUCGUCAACGAACUCUUUGGAGCUGGAUUUGAUACCGUCACGACUGCUCUGUCCUGGUGCCUUCUCUAUCUGGUGACUUACCCAGAAAUCCAGAGGAGAAUUCAAGAAGAACUAGACCAAAUCAUUGGAAGGGAAAGGACCCCCAAGCAAUCGGACCGUGCCAUGCUCCCUUACUCUGAAGCUUUUAUGUACGAGAUGUUCAGGCAUUCGUCCUUCAUUCCCUUCACAAUCCCACAUUGCACCACCAGGGACACAGCUCUGAAUGGCUUCUAUAUUCCUAACGAUACCUGCGUGUUUGUGAACCAAUGGCAGGUCAACCAUGAUCCGAAACUUUGGAACGAGCCUUCUGUUUUCAACCCGGAACGAUUUCUUACGACCGACGGGACAGGAAUAAACCGAGCGGAAUGUGAAAAAGUGAUGACUUUCAGCUUGGGGCGAAGGCAAUGCAUUGGGCAGAGCAUUGCAAAACAGGAGGUGUUCCUGUUUCUGACCACUUUGGUGCAAAAACUGGAAUUCACUCUGUCUGACACAGAGAUGAUGGAUGCAACCCCGCAGUAUGGCCUGACCAUGAAGUACAAGAAAUGCGAACACUUCCGGGUCAAACCCCGUUUCUAGCAUGGGAAAUCCGGAAAGAACAGAAGCUGACCCUUUGUCCAGGAAGGGGGACGAGGGGUUACUUAUUCUGAUUUGUUGUUUGGUUUUGGAGUGGCUCAGCCACCUACAAUGAUGUUACUAGCUUGCUGCAAUAUAUAUAUAUAUAUUUACAGUAUAUGGGGAAUUUAUAUCUCGGGGAUAAUCUCAUAAGGUCUUUAAUUAACACAGAAUACCCUUUGAAUUGUCUCGGGACGUAAAUCGAUCUAAACAGGCGCUGAAUUUGAACCUUGAAUAAUCCCAUGUAUUUUUUAUUUUUUUAAAAAAUUUGAUUUAUAUGCCGCCCUUCUCCGGAGACUCAGGGCGGCUUACAAUGUGCUCAGCAAUAGCCUUCAUCCUUUUGUAUAUUUAUACAAAGUCAGCUUAUUGCCCCCACAAACUGGGUCCUCAUUUCACCUACCUUUGAAAGGAUGGAAGGCUGAGUCAACCUUGAGCCUUGGCGAGAUUCGAACCUGCAGUAAUUGCAGGCAGCUGGUCUUAAUAACCAGCUUAAUAACAGGGUGCCUUAGACCACUGUACUACCAAGGCUCUUAUUUGUGAUGGACAGUUCACACUGAAUGGAAGUGUCUUUCCAAUGUGGAGUUAUUUCAUGACAAAAAUCACAGGUAUAAAACUAUAGCAGGUAGAGCUGAGAAGCGCAAUGAUGAAUUGUUACAAUUGGGAGGGCUGGCCGAAAAGCCACCCCGAGGCAUUUCUAAAAUCCCCGCACUGAUAUUGGAACGCAGACAGGAUUUCCAUGUAUAUUAUACAGCAACGUCUUUGCAUGCCAAAGGUUGAUUCCUUCAGACUCGUCAUCCAUGUGCAAGGCAAAUAUUAUCAACAUAUCUAGGUACACCUAAAUAAGUGGCCAUCCAUAUGCGCAAAUCCCAGUUCCUUUCUAAGAUGCUCAGCCAUACAAAAUAAAUAAAAUUCUUUUUUUGUGUGUGUGAAAGGGAUAGCAUCUGGAACUUUGCAAAUAACAGGGGUAGAAGCAGGAUCUAAAUCUUUGCAAGGGGACAGAGAUGCAACCUGGGUCUAGAUAUUUGCAAGGGAAUGGGGUGGAGUGAAACUAGAACUUUGCAAGACAUGGAUGGGAUCUGAAUCUAGAUCUUGGCAAGACAACAGGACCUGGAUCUAGAUCUUGGCAUAGGGAUGGUCUGGUCUAGAUCUCUGCAAGAUGACAGGGAUGGGAUCUAAAUCGUUGCAAGAUUACCGGGAAGGCAUCGAUCUGGAAAGUAGGCAUGAUGGGGCUACCUAAAGCCUAUCAUAACUUGUCUUCACUGGCCACUUGGGUUAUGACUUUGAACUAGCCGCUAUCUCUUAUCUUAAUCUACCUCGCAGGCUUUCUUGUAGAAGAAAUUGCGGAAAAUAGUACGUAUGUAUACUCCUUGACAUUCUUAAGAGGAAAACUGCAAUUAAAAUGAGCUAAGCAUAGGCAUCUUAAGCGUGAUAACUAGGGAAUUAUGCUUGAUAAAGGUGCUUUGAAUGAUUAAAUGCACUUUAUGUCUCAAAUUAUCUGCCUAAGAGCCACUGAUUCUGCAGAAGUAUGUACGUGUCGAAUUCUAGCGUAGAGAUUAAAAUGUGGAUGGGCCAGAAGGUCUCUAUUAAGUAUUGUAUAAUAUAUAUUGUAAAAAUAAAAAUAAAAAUGGAUUUCUACGA